AGUUCUUUAAAGCUAAGAGAAACAUCUGUCCGAUGGAACAACUUAAGUUGUCACCUGCUCUAAGAAUCUGACAGUUGCAAAAAACCUCAAUGGCCACCUAAUCCAAUCCACACAGAAAAGGAAUCCUCAUUAUAACAUCCCUUACGAUGGGUCAUCUUGAUUCUACUCGAACACCUCCAAGGAUGGGGAAUCCCGCCUCAAGAAUGCAAGAUGCUUGCUGAAGGGACUUCGUGGCUUUGGUCUUUUCCCUCCUGGUUUUGCUUCUGACUUUUUGGAUUUUGCCACCAUGCCUCAUCUUAAUUUUGACACUGCAACUUCCCUUCGCGCCUGGGGCCUCUUCACCUUGGAUAAUCCUUGCACCAUCCCAGUUUCCCUCUUCCACUGCAAGCUAAAAAAGCUGAGUGAAGACAGUUUGACUAAGCAGCCUGAAGAAGUCUUUGAUGUCUUAGAGAAGCUUGGUGAGGGAUCUUAUGGAAGUGUAUUUAAAGCAAUACAUAAAGAAUCUGGUCAAGUGGUGGCAAUUAAACAAGUUCCUGUUGAAUCAGAUCUUCAAGAAAUCAUCAAAGAAAUUUCUAUAAUGCAGCAAUGUGACAGCCCCUAUGUUGUAAAGUACUAUGGCAGUUACUUUAAGAACACUGACCUUUGGAUUGUUAUGGAAUACUGUGGAGCUGGUUCUGUUUCAGACAUAAUUCGGUUACGGAAUAAGACAUUAAUUGAAGAUGAAAUUGCAACUAUUCUUAAAUCCACUUUGAAAGGACUUGAAUAUUUGCACUUCAUGAGAAAAAUACAUCGAGAUAUAAAGGCAGGAAACAUUCUCCUCAAUACAGAAGGGCAUGCAAAAUUAGCGGAUUUUGGAGUAGCUGGACAAUUAACAGAUACAAUGGCCAAACGCAAUACUGUUAUUGGAACUCCAUUUUGGAUGGCCCCUGAAGUAAUACAAGAAAUUGGCUAUAAUUGUGUGGCAGACAUCUGGUCCCUUGGUAUCACAUCAAUAGAAAUGGCUGAAGGAAAGCCACCUUAUGCUGAUAUACAUCCAAUGAGGGCUAUUUUUAUGAUUCCCACAAAUCCACCACCAACAUUCCGAAAACCAGAACUUUGGUCUGAUGAGUUCACUGAUUUUGUCAAGAAGUGCUUAGUGAAGAGUCCUGAGCAGAGAGCCACAGCAACACAGCUCUUACAGCAUCCUUUUAUCAAGAAUGCCAAACAAGUAUCAAUUCUAAGAGACCUGAUCACAGAAGCUAUGGACAUAAAGGCCAAAAGACACGAAGAACAGCAAAGAGAACUAGAAGAGGAGGAAGAAAAUUCGAGAUAUAUUUCCCCUGAGGACUGCUUUAGCUGCAUUCCAGAAAUUUUGGAUGAAGAUGAGUUGGAUUCCCAUACCAUGGUGAAGACUGGUUCAGACAGUGUGGGCACUAUGAGAGCUGUCAGCACAAUGAGUGAAGGGGCUCAGACCAUGAUUGAACACAAUACCACCACAUUAGAAUCGGAUUUGGGAACCAUGGUCAUAAACAGCGAAGACGAAGAAGAAAUAGAUGGAACUAUGAAAAGAAAUGCAACUUCGUCACAAGUACAUCGACCAUCUUUUAUGGAUUAUUUUGAUAAACAAGAUUUCAAAAAUAAGAGUCAUGAAAACUGUAAUCAGAACAUGCAUGAACCGUUCCCAAUGUCAAAAAAUGUUUUUCCUGACAACUGGAAAGUUCCUCAAGAUGGAGACUUCGAUUUUUUGAAAAAUUUAAGGUCUCCUGCAGGAAUAUCACUAAAAUAGUUGAUUGGCCAAGAAAGCAGUUGUGAGGACUGAUGAAGUGGGAGAAUGGAGAAUGGGAAGAAAGGAGUAUUUAAGUACUUUAGCCCAUUUUAAGAUGGGGGGAAAUUGAAUAAAAUUUAGGGGGAAAAGUGGAAGGAUAAGAAAGGAUCAUCGGGAAUUUUGAGCUUUAUUUGUUGGAGAAAAACUAUUUACUUAGCAAUCAUGAAGAUUGCCUCAAAUAAAGUAAAAGAUUCAUUGCAAUUGAGGUUAUAGAGAAAUUGUUAACCCAGGAUUUUGGAAAGGUAAUUAGUGUUGCUGUGGAAAUUGCUGAAGAUAGGAAAUAGGGAAAAUUGUGAGAUCACUACUAAGUCACCGAGAAAGAUAAGUGUUUGCCCUGAAGGCUAGUAAACAAAUAGUACUUAUAAUGAGAAGACUCACUCAUCUUUGUAAGGAGCAUCCUGUGCUCUUUAUUCAAUUUCUGAGGGGACAUUUAUUUUUCUCCCUUUUCAAUUUUCUGAUAGCACUUUGCUUGUAUGCCUCAUUUCCACUUAUUUCUCCCCAUUUUACCAUUAUCUUGUCAUUAUCCUGUUGAUUUUAAUCUCCUUGGGAGCAGGGAUUAUAUUUUUGCUUUCUGUAUAUUGCCAGCACCUAAACAGUACCUUGCUCAGAGUAGGUGCUUGAGAAAUUUGUUGAAUUAAAGGAGUAGGAGCAGUCAGAGAAUUAUUUCUCUGGAGAGGGUUUACGAAGAAGUAGAAAUUAAAGGGACAGGUUUUAAGUGAAUCCAGAAAGAAUUAUCUGUAGAAGAAACAAACGUUUCUUUGCUUUUUAUAAUAGACUAGGGGAAUCAAAUAAUCACAUAAUUGCUCACAGCAUGUCUAAGCUAUUGCUUUAGAUUUGGUUCCUAGAAGUUACUAUUUAUCACAAAUUUAUCCAGAGUGUGAAAUGGGAAAGAAAAUAAACUCAACUAGUUUCUCUUUUCUCAGCCUCAAUCAUUCCUGUCCCAGUUAUAUCUACCAUCAUCUCUAUUCUCUUUUGCCUCCAUUCUAUUGGGAUGUAGUGUAUUGGGGAGAAAGGAGAAAAGAGAAUUAGGGAAGAAAGAGAAAGAAAAGAAAGGGGAAAGAUAAGGGGCUUUGAUAGAGAAAUUUUCACUUACUCUGAGUUGGAGAAUGGGAUGAAAACCACAAAAAUAAAAAAUUGGCUUUCCUUUGAUUCUAUCUCUUGUAAGCAUUGAUCUUAUUUUACACUCAAAUCCUUAUUCUUAAUAACACGACUUUUUUUUUUUUAAAGAAAAGGUUCCUAUGUUUUGAGUUAGUUUGAAAAUAGAAUUUGUCUUUUUAGUACUUUUUUUCUUUGCCUCUGAAUCUGACAAUCAUGAUUUUCCUUAUGUUGAUUGCUUGUAAUCUUUUUACCAGAAUAGUUACAUAUAGAUUAGAGUCAAGUUGAAUUGAGAAGUGAAACCUUAUUCCUUAUAGUUUUAUACUUCAGAGUCCAUUUUGAGCAUAAUGCCUUAAAUGAUUUAAUCAGAAUGGGAAAAAUCAUCAAAGAAGGUGACAGUUAUAGUGGUCCCUACCCAGUACAGAAGUAAAAAUUCUUACUUUGGGCAACCCUUGAUAAUGACAACAGGAAAUGAGUUUUUUCAUUUCAAUAUAUAUAAAAUGGAAAUAUACUAUCCAACAUGUGACUCAUAGAAGUAUAGAAUAAUACAAGUUGGUACAUAUCUAUCAUCUUUGUAGGCAACAGGAGAUGUUUAGAUCUAGAAAGAGAUUACUUUUAUAAAUGGACAGAAAUGGGCCUAUAUUUGUGUGCCAGCAAAACUUGCGAAAAAGAAAACCUAGAACUUUCUUUGUCUUCUUUCUGGGCAUGAAAGGAAUGAGCCCCUUCCGGGAGGUAGGUAGCUUUCAAGAAUGAAAAAUGAAAGCAAACACUUCAUUGUCUUUUCUAGCAGUUAAAGCAGAUCCCCAAGCACAAAACACAUCCAGGAUUUCUUUGGCACCUGCUGAACAGAUGUCUGGAAAAGGAGGCAUUCAUCAUUAUGAGAUUCUACCUAAAAAUUUGUAUAUUUUCUCAAUCUUUAACAUUUGCCUUUUAUUUUUGCUGUGAACUGUUCCAUGUUAAAAGCAUUGUGAAAAACUUUUUUUACUUUGUUCUAUAAAAAAGACAAAUGGCUCUGCCCUCGAUAUAAUAAGAUAAUAAAUGAGUCUAAUCAUUAAUUCUACCACGUUAUUAGGUAUUAUAAAAAUAGUUGAUAAAUUUAUUUUGGGCUAAUUGAAUCAGUUGCUUUUAGUAGAUGAUAGUAGUAAAAAAAUUAUUUAGAUUAUAUCUGUGAAGAUACAUUUUGAAAGUAAAAAUGUAAAAGGCAAAUUUGUUUAUUAUAGCACUAGUGUAAUAUUUCAGUCUUCAAUAGGAUUAUUUCCAAACAGUUCUGGUAUCCAGAUUGUUUAGUGUUAAAUAGAGAACAUGUAGAUCAUAUUUUGUUGCCACUAUAGUAUUAUAUUUAAGUAGAUACAUUUUCAAAAACUUAAAGGUUUUGGAAUAAGAACAGAAUUUUAAAGAACCAUCUGUUAAUCCACCAUCAGUUAGUUUCAAGUCAAAAUUUUUUUUGAUUUAUAAUUGUUAUGAAGUAAUGACAAAAGGAAUGAAUGAAUCUACCUUUUUUUCUUAAGUCCAAAUCUUUAUCAGUAGCAUUUAAAAAAACAGAUUAGAAUCUAAAGAGACAGGUUUUUUGCUUUUUUGAGGUAAACAUUUGAAAGAAUUAUAAGGUCAAAUUAUCUAUAUUAUCAGCUUUUUUGUAUUUAUAAUUAUUUAUAUAACCUAUAUUUUUGUCCCCUUCUGAUUCCAAAGGGAAAGAUACAGUUCUAUAAAGGGAACUAGCCCCUCCCUAUAGGAGGAGCAGGGAGAUCUUUCAUUCUUGAACCUUAUUUCUUGUAGACCCUUAUUAGUGUUCAUCAGACUUAUAUCUAGUUGUAGGGUUGAAGAAUCAGUAUAAUUUUAGAGGUUUUUUCCCCCAAGAAAUUCACUUCUACUCUUAAUAAUUUUGUAGAUAGUAGGAAACUGUAAAAUAGAGAAAUUUAUGUCUUUUGCUUUAUCACUAUAGAUUAUUAUGAUUUCUUCUCCACAUUCCUCAUAGGACAUUGGGCAACCAGGCGGUACAGUGGUUGCAGUCAGGAAAACCUGAGUUCAAAUCCUACCUCAUUAACUUCUUGUAAAGAAAAAUGUUUUAGCUAUUAAAGGUGUUCAGAAAUGGGAUGUUUUAGGGACAAUUCACUUAAUAUCUUCUAAUCAAUCCAUAAACAUUUAUUAUAUGCCACACAUUAUGCUAAACACUCAAAAAGAUGCAAAAGAUAGUUCCUGCCAUCAUGGAGCUUACAGUCUAAUGGAGGAGACAAGAUGCAAACAAUAUAUACAAAGCAAGCAACAGGAAAUAAUUUUUAAAAGGAGAGCAGUGGAAUCAAAGAGGGUUAGAAAAGGCUUCCUGUAGAAUGUGGGAUUUAAGCUGAGACUUAAAGGAAUUUAGGAAAAUCAGUAAUCAGAGCAAAAGAGUGUUCCAGGCAAAGGGAAUAGACAACCAGAGAAACUGGAGUCAAAAGAUGGAGGGUCUUGUUUGCAGAACAGCCAGGUGGCUACGGUUACUGGAUAGAAGACUGUACUGGGCAAUAAAAUGUAAGACUAAAAAGGUAGGGAAAAGCAUAGUUAUGAAGGGCUUUAAAUGCCAACAUAGUAUUUUUGUAUUUUUUCAUGGAGGUAAAACAAAGUCACUGGAGGCUAUUGGGUAGUGGGGUGUUAUGAUCAGACCUGUGUCUUAGGAAAGUCACUUUAGUGGUUAAAUGGAGAAUUGAUUGGAGAUGGGAAAGAUUUGAGGAAGGCAGCUCAUCAAGGCAUGAGGUGAUAAGGACCUGUAGUAGGGUGAUAGCAGUAUCUGAGGAGAGCAAAGGGCCUGAUUCAGUUUCUUAGUCUGUAAAAUGAAAAAAAAAAAAUAAUAGCAUCUACCUCCUGGGGUU
This is a messenger RNA of Sarcophilus harrisii (Tasmanian devil), 5742 nucleotides long. It is a transcript of the gene STK3, whose product is annotated as serine/threonine kinase 3. Gene Ontology annotation, molecular function: protein serine/threonine kinase activity; ATP binding. NCBI's taxonomy places the organism in Eukaryota, Metazoa, Chordata, Mammalia, Dasyuromorphia, Dasyuridae. The coding region runs from base 287 to 1765 and encodes 492 amino acids. Gene Ontology annotation, biological process: regulation of MAPK cascade; protein phosphorylation; protein tetramerization. The transcript is spliced from 14 exons. Gene Ontology annotation, cellular component: cytoplasm. The record is from RefSeq and is a predicted model, not a curated record.